Molecule: messenger RNA, 2063 nt
Organism: Anneissia japonica
Lineage: Eukaryota; Metazoa; Echinodermata; Crinoidea; Comatulida; Comatulidae
Product: elongation of very long chain fatty acids protein 6-like
Exons: 2
Coding region: 135-1034 (299 amino acids)
Biological process (GO): fatty acid elongation, monounsaturated fatty acid; very long-chain fatty acid biosynthetic process; fatty acid elongation, polyunsaturated fatty acid
Cellular component (GO): endoplasmic reticulum membrane
Molecular function (GO): fatty acid elongase activity
Source: RefSeq, a predicted model, not a curated record
GGAAAUUUCUUCAGGUCAAUUCUGCCGUGUCUACAGUGUAGUAGUGAAUAGUCGGCUGGAUUUGUAGUGUUGCUAGAUAGCAUCUCUCGUUUGUACAUCGAGUUACUAUUUAGAAACAGUAAACAGAUAGAAAAAUGGUGAACAUAUCUAGGGACAGGAUGAACCUGUACGAGUUCGAGAAAACAUUUGAUCUCCCGUAUUAUGUCAACUUCUUUGGCACCUACUGGCAUUAUGGGAUAUACAUAAGUAUUGUGUAUUUGCUUACAAUCUUCUCUAUACAGAAGUGGAUGAAAAGCAGAGCUGCGUUCAGUCUUCGCCCUCAACUAUUUAUGUGGAAUGUGUUGUUGGCGAUUUUUAGUAUAGGUGGUGCACUACGGUGCUCACCCUUCCUUGUUUAUGCUCUCGUAUAUGACAGUUUCCAUGACAGUGCGUGCAAUUCUGAAUACUAUGCUAACAACGGUUUCUGGGGUGCGGCAUUUGCUUUCUCAAAAGUAGUUGAACUUGGUGAUACCAUAUUCGUUGUUCUUCGAAAGCAAAAACUUAUAUUUCUGCAUUGGUACCACCACAUCUCUGUUAUGAUUUGCACGUUUAUCGUGUUCGGAAACCAGAGCUCUGUAGGGUUCUGGUUUUGCGGGAUGAACUACGCAGUGCAUGCCAUUAUGUACCCGUAUUAUGCACUCCGUGCAGCUGGUAUACGCACUCCUAGAAUAAUUCCGAUGUGCAUCACAACUAUUCAACUCGUGCAAAUGUUUUUAGGAAUGUUUGUUGUAGGCUAUGCGUGUACGAUGCGGUUAACUGGUCAACGAUGCGAAACAACGGAUGGUCGUCUCAUUUACUCAUCCCUAAUGUACCUUAGCUACACAAUUCUGUUCGCACAGUUUUUCCACAAUGCUUACCUGAAGCGAAAGGAUGGACAUAGUAAGAAAACCGAUGGUCAUGACAACAUGCCUGUAUCGAAUGGCAAAUCAUCUGAGCAUCAUUCGAAUGGAGUAAAACAUCGUUCAGUUACUAAUGGAGAUGUGCUAUCCAAAUAAAUGCAAUCUCAAGAAUAGUGAUGAAUGAAAAUCUGUAUUGUAGGCCUAUUAUAAAUAGCGAUUUUUGUUUCCAUCUAAAAACAUAAAACAAAUAUGUGUUCUUCUUGGAUUCCAGGAGUAUUAUUCUUAUAUAUUAGUGACUGUUAUAGUUGAACUUUGUUGACCUAAGUAAAGUGCAUACAGUUCCGAUCACUUUGUGUGCGGUUGUUUUGGCCCAAAUAUUGUUUAUUCACUGCUGCUAAUGAGAAUUGCAUUAAACAUGAUAUAGUAAUAAUUAUUUGUUAUGUAAUGAUAAGGAUUAUACUACAGUAUAAGAAUGUGGUAUUUUCUCAUAUUAUUAGUCACUAUAUAUUGGUGUACCAAUGUGGAUACAUAACUUUUAAGACCAAGUGCGUGGAGCCUAACAAAAACUAAUAUUGACGCAACUUCAAAGCAAUGUCAUUGCAAAUAUUAGUACCAGAUGGCAGCUAACUAGAACAUUUUUUUCAAUAGGAUCCAUCCAAGUAACAGUCAUGUUUUUCUCUCGUGGCAUAAACUUUAAAGUUUAAAUGAGACCAAACACAACCGUCUGUGUGACACUAAACAGUAACUUAAGUACGCCAUCCGACCUGACAGUUGGUACAUCCAUUCAUAAGCAGAACUUCAAUCAUCAAGUAAUCAGCAAAGGAGGAGACAACUUAUUAAAGAGCUAAACCCUAGGCACUAUAUAGAGCAGUCACUCGGUCAACAGUAAGCGAGUCUAGAACCAAUAUUUGAGGCUGUAUCACAGGAUGAAAACAGGGUUUAAUCAUCAACAGGCAUAUGAAGAUGAAUAACAACCAGAAGUAUUAUAUAAAUAUGCAGUGGUGGCACCAGCCAGCCAGGGCCCCCGUUGGGGAGAAAAAAAAUUAUAUGUAUUUUCUACAUAUUAGCAGACUACUGUAUCUAUCUAUAAAAUUGACUAAAUAAGCAUUUGAUAUGACUAAAUAAGCAUUUGAUACCCCUAAAUUGUCAAAUUUUUUCAGGGACUUCAACCCCCCCUCCCCAACC